ACAUCUUGCUGUCAAAGCCAGCAGGCUUAUAGACAGAAGGCAGAACAGCCGCAUAGUGCAUUAGGGUUUAUAUAUGUCCUCUGCGUGUUACACUUUCAUUUUGAUCAGACGUACUGAAAUUUUGUCAUCCCAUUCAGGAAAGAACCGCCGGCGGUAAGGCGCCAUUUAUUUUCUUUCUUUCUCUAAACACUGUCGUCUGCUUCUAUUCGCAAUCUACUGGAGGUAAAUCUGAUAAAAUGUUCUUGUUACGGUGAUUGUCAAAUCCAGACGGACCGUUUCAAGAAUGUAUAGUAUUGUCUGAAAUACAAAUCGAAUGUCCCUUUUAUCCCAUGUGUAAUUUAACGCAUUGCAAUGUGGAAGGAGCCAAUUAGGCCGUAUGUACAAGUCUAAUUAUAGGUGAAGCUUGAAUAUUAGAAAUGAAUAUCUGGUACAGAUAUUACACAUAAUUAUAUUUUACUUUUGUGUCGCCUAUCAUUGGAUGUUUCCUUUUUUCUACGGUGCAAAUACACCAGUCGUAAUCUGAACGUUAUUGCAGUCCUUUUGAUACAUUUAUGUGAUAAAAUGCAGGAACCGCUAAGGUGGUAAGUCUGCAGAGAGGCCUCUAAUAGCCACGCCUGAAUUACUGAUGCUUAUUAUUUAGGAUCGAUUUGUCGCAGUAAAUUUUGGGUGACGGGAGAAAGACAAUGGAAGAACAAUGGAAACCGAAUUUUAACAUCUCCAGACAGUGAUGGUGUGUAGUUUUUCGUAAUAUAUUCUGUGUUAAAUUGGUCCUUAAAUUGGACAAUGUGGAGAAUCAAAAAACGGAUCCGACGGGGCGUCACAUGUUUCCCAACAAGCGCCCGUGUCAAAAACGCGCUCCACCCCUUCCCCCGCUAUGAUUAGGAAUACAAUACAAUUUUUAACUUAAUACCCGUACAAGUAUAAUAUGACCUUGUAUUUUGUGCCAUGGGUCAAUAUCACGACGAAUUCCGACAUCGUGUGCAAUUUUACUAAAGACAUGGUAUUUAAGCACCUCUCCAGCGGAUAGGUUUUUCUUAACCACGAACGCAUUAUCCCUGAAUUUUGAAAUCUUGAAAGUUUUACUUUUAACUUCCCGGUUUUCACGUUAUUUGUGGUCUUAUGUUGUUUAAGGAUGGGAAAGUAACAUCCAUCCAUCCAUUUUCCAAACCGCUUAUCCUACUGGGUCGCGGGGUGGGAAAGUAACAUUUUAAGUUAAACUUAAAACUUAAAAGAUCUUAAAGAACAUUGGCGUUCACAUUCGAGUAAAACAAACGAUUACAAUCGUUACUUUAAAAUGAGCCUGGGUGACAUUUUUUUUGCGAUAUGAAGGUCUAUAUGUUUAGAAAUGAGCCUGCGUAUUUAUUUUUAAUAUACCGUUGGUGGUGUGCCGACGAUCUGUUUUGAAUUUCCGUUGGUUUUCCCCGACUUACUCACAAAUUAUAUUUGGGUAAAUGUCCACCGAAAUAUUAGCAAAACAUGUUUACCCAGUUUUAGUUGAAACUACAGUGCUUGAUGUUUGCGUAACGAUUUUUUUUUAAACUCUCCUACGCAUCUUUGUCGUUUAUAGCGAGUUAGUAUUUUUCAUGUCGCCUAAAUGGAAACUACCGAAAUACGACGUAUCUCUGUUAAGUGCUGUUCCAUGAAGAUGCACUUUUUACAUUUAGCGGUUUCAGAUGGUUGUAAAUUCACGUAUUGUGCAGAUGGGGAAGUGGCCAGAGACCACCCCUUUCCUGAAAUCAGGAAGCUGUGGGAAAAUCAAGUGUUGACGCCCAACUAGCAUAGAGGAGAACCCAUGGAAAAAACAUCAGGAGACUGUUUUCCCUGAUCAAUGGUCAUCCUCCAAAAGGUAAGCACCCAGGAUGCGUUCCCUCCGGAAGACUGUGUUGCUGGGGAUCGUGGCCUCUGUACUGCUAGUGGCAGCACUCCUGCGGUCCUGGACGCCACGAGCCUACACCUACAUAGAUGUAAGGCAGAGGCCAGCGAGCGAGGCAGAGAGGCUGCUGGAGGAGAGGCUGGUGGACGUGGACCAACGUUACGCCGACAUCCCGUACCGUGUGAAGGAGAGCGUGGCUGGUCUGCUGGCGCGAAACGGAUGCGUGUGCGAGGGUGAGACCAGAGGCGUGAGGCUGCCCUUCGCCCAGCUGCUCUUUCCGCGGGUGUCUGCCUACCCCCUGCACACGGCGUUCAAGGCCUCGGAGCUGGAGGAGAUGAAGCGGCGCAGGGCACAGGAAUACCUCAGCUUUCAGAGAAGGUCCCAGACUCCCGCGGAUCUGCUGGUCGUAGCAGAAGCCAACAGUCCCCUGCAGUACCCCACCCAGGGGGUUGAAGUGCGGCCCCUGAAGACCAUUCUGAUUCCAGGACUGGCUUUAGAAGAAAUCUCCAAAGAUCUUCACCUGGUGAACUUAACUGCCACGCUGGGCGUGUUCCACCUGGCGGCCGAGGUGGAGGGAGUCAGUGUCAGAGGAGGAGGCCAAAUGCACAUGACCCUCUGGAGCAGCCUGCUCCCCAAUCUGAACAGGCAGCUCCAGUUCGUUACCUACACCAAUACACUUUUCCACCCAAGCACGGCAGACACAGUGCAGUUUGAGACAGACGGUCAUCAAGCAGUGUUCACCAUCAAGAUCCGCCACGGCGUCACCCCAAAACUGUACAACCCCGGUUCCAAAGGAGAAUAUAAUAUCAGUGCCCUGGUCACUAUAGCAACCAAAACAUUCCUCCGCUAUGACAAGCUGCAAGGUCUGAUCGACAGCAUACGCCGUUACUACCCAGACGUCACCAUCGUGGUGGCAGAUGACAGCGAGCAUCCGCAGCCGGUGACCGGGCCCAACAUUGAACAUUACAUCAUGCCCUUUGGAAAGGGUUGGUUCGCAGGAAGGAAUCUGGCCGUGUCCCAAGUUACCACAAAGUAUGUCUUGUGGGUAGAUGAUGACUUCAUCUUCACGGCCAACACGAAGCUGGAGAAGCUGGUGGAUGUGCUGGAGAGCACCACGCUAGACCUGGUGGGUGGGGCAGUACGGGAGGUGACAGGCUACACCGCCACAUAUCGACACACCAUCUCCAUCGAGGCGGGGGAGGAAGACGGGGACUGCCUGCACAUGAGACGCGGCUUCCACCACGUGGUCCAGGGCUUCCCCAACUGCGUCAUUACCGAUGGCGUCAUCAACUUCUUCCUGGCCCGCACCGACAAGGUCCAGCAAGUGGGUUUCGACCCACGUCUCGCACGGGUUGCACACCUGGAGUUUUUCAUCGAUGGCUUGGGCUCCCUUCACGUCGGAUCCUGUGACGACGUCAUCGUCAGCCACGCCACCAAGAUCAAGCUGCCCUGGCAGGAGUCAGACAGCGACAAGACCUACGCCAAAUUCCGCUACCCGCCCGCCUCCUCGGACGCCAGCCACACCAAGAACGGCCUCCUCUACUUCAAGAACAGGUUCCAGUGCCUGACCCAUAACUGAGUCUUCUCCAUGUUCUGCCUCCUUCACAUCCGUCGCCGGGGCUUCCAGAAGUGCCCUCAAGAGAAAAAGCCAAAUCCUCCUGUAUUUUUUUGCCCGGAUAUUCCCCUCAGUUUCCUGUACUUCCUGUAGUUGGAUGCCCCUCAUCUGCCCACCCACUUCUAUGCCUUGGUGCCAAACUUAUUGCAUUAAAAACCAGUGUUAAAUCUGCACAAUUUGGCUUUGAUCUGGAGCAGCUACUGGGUCUGACUCCAGCUCAGAUCUCCAGUUUAACCUGGAUGCCCACGGUUUUGAUCUAAAAGGAAAAAAGAUAACAGUGAUAGAUUUUAAGUUUCAAUCUGAAUUAAGGUUAAAAUGUUCCUCUGCUUCCAAAGACAUCAACCAUUGCAGCCAGUGUUAGGAACAACUGUGAUGUUUCAAAUACUCCAUGAAUUAGAAGCUGGAAGUCAGAUCACUAUAUGGAAACAUAGCCAGUGAUCAGCUGUUGUCAUCAGACCUGUUUAAUUCCGCACCUGUGUGGCAUCAGAAAUUCACUUUGAUUCAGUUUAAUAUCCCCCAGAAAGCCUGCAGGUGAUCAUAUCACAGUUGUUUUUAAAACCCUCCUUUUACAAGAGCCGUGUUAAAGAUUAUGCUCCUGAUCAGAAUAGGCUGCUCAUUUUUAAAUGGGCAUGGAUCCACCCAUAUAUGAAUUGAAAUAUGAGUUGGAUGACAUUUUAGUUUGAUUGCAUUCCCCAUUUCAGCUGAUAUCGGAUCCAAAUCCUGCCUGCUGUAUUAAAUUCUUUUUGGCAGCAUUUCUGAGCUCAUUUCAGAACUGCACUCUGGCCCAGCUGAACUGAAAGGCCAGGUUCUACCCACCUGAGACGGACAGGAGUUUAAAGGACACGCUGUGUCACGGAUGCGUGGACCUGCGUCUGGAGAAGCUUCUCACUGUGUGACUUACGAGGAGAGCUUGACUGAGAUUCUUCAUUUGCAACAGGCUUGACCAAAGUGUGCAGGCUGCUUCUGGGAUGUCCAUCCAAAAGUGUGUGACGCAGUGGGUGUGGUCAACCCAAAGCUGUUGCUGACGACCCGGCCUACCUUGGCCACAUGCCAUUUACCCCAGAUAAGGCCAGUUAUAGGCGUGCCAUUCAUCUGUUUUGUUGAGCUUUGAGUCUUUUUUUUUUACAUUUUGUUACUUUCUCUAGCAAGGAUGGCUGACUUUCCUUUUUGGAAAACAGUUUCCCUCCCUUCCCCAUUGUCAUACUUGUAUUAUAUGUUUGUGGGAAUGAUCAUGACGUUCACGGUGUGAUGUUGUUGCUGAUUCUCACCACUAGAUGGUGGUCUGGCAGCACGAUUUUUUUAAAGGACCAACAUUGUUGAAAGUGCUCAAGUUUUGGAAUGACAAAGAAAUAAUGAAAAUCUGAAUUAAAAUAAUGAUAUUAAUUAA
Molecule: messenger RNA, 4875 nt
Organism: Brienomyrus brachyistius
Lineage: Eukaryota; Metazoa; Chordata; Actinopteri; Osteoglossiformes; Mormyridae
Gene: b4galnt1b
Product: beta-1,4-N-acetyl-galactosaminyl transferase 1b
Exons: 11
Coding region: 1860-3452 (530 amino acids)
Biological process (GO): ganglioside biosynthetic process
Cellular component (GO): Golgi membrane
Molecular function (GO): hexosyltransferase activity
Source: RefSeq, a predicted model, not a curated record